Molecule: messenger RNA, 1614 nt
Organism: Paramecium tetraurelia
Lineage: Eukaryota; Ciliophora; Oligohymenophorea; Peniculida; Parameciidae
Exons: 2
Biological process (GO): regulation of DNA-templated transcription
Cellular component (GO): nucleus
Molecular function (GO): RNA polymerase II cis-regulatory region sequence-specific DNA binding; DNA-binding transcription factor activity, RNA polymerase II-specific
Source: RefSeq, a predicted model, not a curated record
AUGUAUAGAAGUUAGAGAUUGAGAAUGAAAUCAUAAAAUCAUUCGUCGAUUUCACCUCCAAUAAUAAAGAGGAGAUUAAGAAACAAGAAUGAAUACAUUGAGAUGAAUGAAAUCGAACCAACUGAUAAAAAAAAAUAGAACAUUUUAUAGGACAUAGCAGCAACUAAAUAAAAAAGCUUAACCAAUUUUGCAUUGACAGUUACACCUAAAUAUGGAUAGGAAAGAGAUUAUGAUGAUGAUGAGGAUAUUCUAUUUCAAUCUAAAGGGAAAAAGAGACCAUGGUCAGAACAGGAAGACAAUUUGUUAAUUAAAUUGGUUUAAAUGCAUGGUCCUUAGAAAUGGACAUUCAUAGCAGAACAUCUGCCUGGGAGAAUAGGCAAAUAAUGCAGAGAGAGAUGGCAUAAUCAUUUGAAUCCUCAGAUUAAGAAAUCACAUUGGGGAGAUUACGAAGAAUGGAUUCUAUUCCUAUCACAUAGAGUUAUGGGAAAUAGAUGGGCUGAAAUGGCUAAAUAAUUAAUAGGGAGGACAGACAAUUCAAUUAAGAAUCAUUGGAAUUCAGCAAUGAAAAAAAGAAUUCCUGAAAUGGAAGAAAGAUUGAAAGAUAUUCGCAAAAGAGGAGGUACAAUUUAAGUUAACAAUCCUAUAGGAAUGUAGAAUUCUGAAUUGAUGAAUUCAUUUACUUCCUUAGAAAGAUAAUUAUUAUAAAAAUUGCUAUCCUCCCAAUAAAAUGGAUAGAUGUCUCCCAGAUCCUAUUCUCCUAAUAAUAUGCCCAGAAGAAGGACAAAUAAACAACAGAAUUAUUUGAAUCCCAAUUCAGUGAAUUCUUAUAUUUAGAAAAUGAUGAAUGAAAUUAAAAUCGAUGGUAUUGAGAGUUACUCAAUGGAAACAAAAAUGCUAAAGAAAACUGCUAAAAUAGCUGAUUCCAUAUUUUGGAAUGAAGACAAAGUGGAUGACUUAUAAAACAAUCUCUAUGAAUAUAUAUAAGAAAAGGUUGGAGCUCAUGGUUAUGAUCAAGAUGAGAAGGUUGAUAGAUGGAUAAAAGACUUUUGGAUUAUGUGCUAAGAUGUUUUUACUGUCUCUGUAAUCAAAGACUUUUUAUCUUAAAGACCUUCCUUCUAUUAUAAUUAUUUGCAUAAAUACAAACAAGAUAGUGCUAAUUAAGUAUCCAAGAACUUAAGCAGAAUCUACGAAUAAACCAAUAAUAGUGAUGAAUAUCAAUUGCCUUCUCUCAAUUAAUUUAAAACUCCUCUAAAAGAAAAACCUGAUCCUAAUCAAAAUAACACACAUAAUUCUAAUAACAAUAAUAAUAAUAACCAUAACAAUGAUACUCAUAGUCCUAGUAACAUCUGUUUGGAAGUUAAAUAUGAUGAUCAAUUUUAACAUUAAAUUGAGUCACCUUCAAAAUUAUUGAAUUUAUUAACUCCAAAACAUUAAAAUAUUCAAUAAUCUAAUAAAAAGACUCCAAAUUUGAAAUCAGAAAAUAAGAGUGUUAUGCAACAUUCUUAGUUAAAAGAUAAUUUGAGCUUGAGUAAAUUAAGAUUUGAUACUACUCCUCUUAAAAAGAACUCAGCCUUCAAAUUUUAUAAUAAAUAUAAUUAGUAAUAGUAGCUAUGA